UCCAAUUGUCCGACUGGACGCAGCGGAAACGUCACGGAAACGUGUUCGGGCCUACCACCCCAUUCAUGAGGUCGCGAUGGGAUUGAAUUUGGAAUAAAUUUUAUUUUUUUGGGAAAUUUACGGCCUAAAAUAUUGUUGCGGCGCCCGAUAAAUAUGAUGAUUACCGAUUGGCUGAUCACUGAGGUCUGAAAUCGUUUUUUAAUCGUAUUGGUGCAAUCAUGAAGUUUAACAGACCUUUUAGUGGACAGUACAAGUUACUUUUUAAAAUAUUUCAAAUUGUCGUUUCACUGGGACCAGUCUGGUGUGUCAAAAUCAACAAGCUCCAGGUUCCGGCGGUGGCGCAUCCCGGAAGGCCCAUCCUGCUGGAUUGCGAUUACGCCCUGGAAGAUUCGAACGAGGUCGAUCUGGUUGUUAAAUGGUUCUUCAACGAUUUACGCAUACCGGUUUACCAAUGGAUUCCGAACCACCACAAGAAACCCCAAGUUUUAGGAAUCCUGAAGGGUCGCCUGAACCUGAACUACUCGGCGAGUAAGGACGUGCACACGCAACACAGGGCGUUACAUAUCAUCCAGCCCGGUCCGGAUCUAUCCGGGAAUUACACUUGUCAGGUGUCCACUUACUUGAACGAAGAUCGGAAGACUAAGACGAUGCUGGUCCCUGUGCCUGAAAAGAGCCUGGAGCUGAGUCAAGCCAACACCGGAGAUGGGACGUUGCAAGUGAUUUGUUAUGCAGAAGGCGUCUUCCCCAAGCCAAACAUGAGUCUGCUGAUGGGAAAUAGCGAGGUGAACAACUCGGUGGUAUCAGUGGAGAUGACGAACGGCGGACUGUACGACAUAAAGGCGGUGGCCGAGGUGCCGUCUCUGAUCGCACCGGAGGAAUUCGGCUGCGAGCUGAACAUACCCCAGGCGAAUUACACCGUGAGCAAGAGGGCCAUGUAUUAUCCAGUUAAUGCAGCGAAUUCCAUCAACCCAUUUGCCAUUAUGGACUUAUUUAUAUUCAUGAUCUUAUUCUUCUUCAUAGGAUAAACACGAAUGUCUUCGAAAAGCCAAAAAUUAUGUAAAAUAUUUUCUAUAAAUGUGUAAAUUAUAAAAUGUUACUAUAUAUUCCUUAAAAUAAAUUCUGUACAUUUUCUAAA
Aethina tumida (small hive beetle) is the source of this 1135-nucleotide messenger RNA. RefSeq lists its product as uncharacterized. Lineage: Eukaryota; Metazoa; Arthropoda; Insecta; Coleoptera; Nitidulidae. The coding region runs from base 219 to 1025 and encodes 268 amino acids. The record is from RefSeq and is a predicted model, not a curated record. The transcript has 7 exons.